AUGGCGAAGAAUAUCACGGUAGAAGACCUGCCCAAGCUACUUGAGAAUGACAUCGCCGUCAAGGUCGCCGGCAUCGACUGCGACGGCAUCCUCCGCGGCAAGGUAAUGCACAAGGACAAAUUCCUAGGCAUUGCAGAGAAAGGCUUUGGUUUCAGUUCCGCCGUCUUUGGCUGGGAUAUGCAGGACGUCCUGUAUACGAAUGAUGCCAAAAUCACCAGUCCCGAGGCAGGGUACGUUGACUUUAUUGCGGUUCCUGACCUGAACACCUUCCGGCGCAUUCCCUGGGAAGACAACAUUCCAUUCUUUCUCGUCCGGUUCAUUCAAAAUGGGGACGAAGUUGUUGCAGAUGGUCGCAAUAUGUUGAAGGAGAUCUCACACAAACUGGAGGCUGCAAAUUGCCAGGCGUUUGCCGGAGUGGAACUUGAAUUCAUGAACUUCCAGACUCCAUCGCAGGAUGGCUAUGGAGACAUCAACGGACAGGUCCAUGAUCUGGCUGCGUUCCUGGAGAAUAAUCCUCCUCGAGCCCUGCGGCCGAUCACCUCAGGCAGCUUCUCCUACAGCGCAACACGGCCGGUCGCAUUCAAGGAAUACUUCUAUGAUAUUUUCAACACGAGCUGUCGAUUCAACUGCCCUAUUGAAGGAUGGCAUACAGAGGGUGGGCCGGGUGUCUAUGAAGCUGCCCUGAAAGUAUCACCAGUAAACGAAAUGGCCGAUAAAGCAGCACUCUUCAAGCUCCUGGCAAAAUCAAUUGGUAUUAAACACGGCAUCACGCCCUGUUUCAUGGCAAAGCCAAUACAAGGCCAACCCGGCAGCUCAGGCCACAUCCACAUCUCUCUCUGCUCCCCAGAAGGAAAGAAUCUCUUUGCCCGAGAAGCUCAAGACCCGAAUGCCCCCUGGCCCGACGCCGCAGCAGUAUCAGAUCUAGGUAGACACUUCCUCGCAGGCCUUUUAGAGGCACUGCCCGAUAUCAUGCCGCUAUUCGCACCGACUGUCAACUCAUACAAGCGCCUCGUCGAGAACUACUGGGCCCCGAUCAAUAUCAGCUGGGGAUUAGAGGACCGCACAGCAUCGAUCCGGGUGAUCGCGCCGCCGGUGUGCAAGCCAGGAGCUACGCGCUUUGAGAUCCGGAUUCCCGGCGCAGACCUGCAUCCCCACUACGCACUCGCUGCGAUUCUAGCUGCUGGAUGGCGGGGUGUUCAGAAGAAGGUUCCAAUAAACGUGCCGCCCCUAUCAGCCAUUACGGCGGACAUGCUACGGCCAGAGUUACUGCCGAAUACGCUGGAGCUGGCGCUGAAACGGUUCGGUGCGGAAGGAAGCAUUGCGCGGGAGAUUUUAAAGGACGAAUUCGUGGACUUUUUUGUGGCUACGCGGGAGCAUGAGUUGCGUGUAUGGCGUGAGGCUGUGACGGACUGGGAGUUUAAGCGGUAUAUUGAGACCGUAUAG
Messenger RNA from Aspergillus puulaauensis, 1443 nucleotides. Its product is annotated as glutamine synthetase family protein. Bases 1 to 1443 code for a protein of 480 amino acids. The transcript is spliced from 5 exons. Lineage: Eukaryota; Fungi; Ascomycota; Eurotiomycetes; Eurotiales; Aspergillaceae. The record is from RefSeq and is a predicted model, not a curated record. Gene Ontology annotation, molecular function: glutamine synthetase activity.